Molecule: messenger RNA, 3732 nt
Organism: Encephalitozoon cuniculi GB-M1
Lineage: Eukaryota; Fungi; Microsporidia; Unikaryonidae
Exons: 1
Coding region: 1-3732 (1243 amino acids)
Source: RefSeq, marked provisional
AUGUACCUACACAAAUCGGAGAUAGAGGCAGGCAUUGAAAAGCUCAUGAAAACAGUGGAGGAUGACGAGGUUUUAGGCAGGUGCAGAGGGUCGCUGAGGGAGAUGGGCAGUCUUGAGGAAGAAAACAUCAAGGAUUUCAUUAGGGAACGGCGGGAUGUUGUUGAUGUCUUUGUGCAGGGGCUGCGGGCCAAGAGACAGGUUCCUGCCUUUGUAAUAGAUUUUAUCUACACGUUCCUUGUCAACGACCUACUUACCUCGAGUGAUAUUGAGGAGAUCAUCGGUGUUAUUUCAGAGGGCAGCUGGUGCGAAGCAUCGAAGAUGAAGAUACUCCAGAUGAGCUACUACAUUAUGAGAUAUGAAAAUUUCCGAGGGGACCUUGCGCUAUCUCUGUUCAAGAGCAUAAUUGGGAUGAUCGAGGACAGAAGCAAGCAGGUCCAGACAACUGCAAAGCCUAUAGCGAUGCAUUUAGUAGAUGUUAUCUUCAACAGAGCCUGUGCUAUUUUCAAGAAUGAAGCCCAGAGCGAGGAGGACGAACUUAAUGCUGCGAGUCCUUGCAGUAAGCUGGAUGUUCUUGAAGACUGCAGAUCCAAGUCGGAGAGACUGGUUCUGAGGAGAAGCCCUGAGUUUUCAAACCCAAUUGACGAUGGGAUUUCGUUUCUCAGGUACCUUUUGCAGAAUGCAUAUGGUUCGCGGGAGAUGGGAUACUUUGUAGUUGAUGCCGUGGCGCUGGUAACUCAGAAGAGUGAGCUUUUCGAGUAUGAGGAGUUUAAGGAGAUGUACCGCCUGGAGGUGAUGGGUAUGCUAACGGAGACGAUGAAGAGGAGGUGCUCUUCUAAGGGAAAUGUCUAUCGAGUGCUUUCAAGGGUGGUUGCAAGGCAUAAUUGCCUGUUUGAGAAGCAGGUCCAUGCAGUGUUUGACGAGAUGGAGAAGUCCUACGGACUAUUUGACGAUCUGGAGAUGGAGAUGUUUCUAGAUUUCCUAGGAGGCCUGGAUGUCCUACUAUUCAGUAGCUAUGCUGUAGCCAUCAGAAGGAUGUUCUUCAGAGUUCUUGAAGAUACACCGCUUGACAAUGAGUCUGGAAGCUCGGACGCUAUCAAUGCCAUUGGAAAUCUAUUGAGUAAUCAGCUGGAUGCUCAGGAGAAGACCAGUGGCAGAUUUCAUCCUUCGACAAAGGUUUUUUUCGAUAAAUUUUCCGGGACUUUGUAUGCAAAGCUGUCUGGGAUCAGCAGCGCACAUCCCAGUACAGAGCGUCUGCUAGACAUUGUUCUCAGAUUUUAUGCAGCUUCCGGGAAUAGAGAGUUGCUGGAGAGAUUCAUGGCUCUUGGGUCUGACCUGGGGUUUGCAAGGGCCGUGUGCAGAAGUUCGAUCGAAAGCAGGAAGCAUAUCCAAGACUCCUGGCAUGUUGUCCUUAGUUGCUGUAAGGAUCACCUUGGAGAUAUCAUUGAGUCUGUCAGCAUCUUUGAUGCCGAGGAGAUUUUCUUUCUGAUAAAGGCUGUGGAAAUGCUGGAGCCCUCUGGUUCAUGGAGUUCAAAAGACAAGGUGGAUUUUUUGUUAUCUGUGUUUAACAUCACCAAGCCUAUUGUAGUAGAGCCUCUGAACAUAAGGAUACUCGAGAUGAUUCUUGGUGGGAUGCUGAGGGAAAGCCACGGCGGCGAGGAGUAUCCAACCAAGGUGUUCUGUUCUGUCGUUGUGGACUAUGCCGGACACCUAGAAGUUCUAACGCCUGAUGUUGAGAGUGUUAUUUUCACGCUUCUCCGGAAGAUGCUUGCAAAGAACCUUGAAAGAAGCGGACUGGAGAUUCUAGAGGCACUGUCUGAGGUCCUGAGGCUUGUGACGCCCGAGGGCUGUUGGGACAUUGUUAUGGAGUGUGUUGAGUGCUCGUGCAUUCCCUGCCUGUAUUCUCCCCUGUACUCCAUCAUCAGGUGGAUCGUGGAGGGGUCUGGGCAUCUGCUGGACGACAAACAUUUUGAGGUGCUUAUAGGGAGCCUCUAUUCGAUGUGUCUGUCACCGAACAGCGAGAUAAGCCUGAAGGCGGUAUUUAUCUUCCAGGAUAUCGGCGAGUGUUUAAUGAGCAGAAGGGCCUUCAGCCGGACUCUUGGUGGGGAUAAGGACAGGGAUGGAGGCGAGGAGAUGAGCUCUGCAUGGGUCAAGUAUACGAAGGUCUUGGGGGAGAUGGCGAGUGACGAGAGAUACAUUGUGCGCGAAACAGCGAUCAAGUAUCUUGUGAUGUUUCUUGAGGCUGAGUGUGAUGGAAUGAGCCUUAAAGAGGUGGACUUCGGUGCAAGAAACGGGCUGAUUCCGAUUUUAGAGAAAGGCAGGCAGUUUGUCAAGGUCGAGGACCAGGAGGCGCACUGUACCCUUGUGCUGAUACUGAAUGAGUGCCGUAGGAUUAUUGAGAAGAUGGAGUGCCAUGAAGAGCUGUGUGGCAAGUUCCUCGAGCUGAUUGCCGAUGGGAUAUGCGGCUCAGACUCUUGUGAGGUCCAGAGCAUGUGUGUUGAGAGUUUGGGGAUGAUGGCAAGCAAGAUUUCUGGGGUGGGAGACGGAGGCAGGGGGGUAUUUCAGGAAGGAAGCGACCAUAGCUCUGAGGAUGUGGGAUUCAGGACGGGGAUUGGAGAGAGGAAGUCUCCACUGCGCCUAUUGAGACUGAGAGAGCUAAUUUUGGAUACGUACAAGUCAGUGUUUGCCAGGAUUCCCGACAGCGAAGGAUACUCGAGCGGCGUGUGUCUUGACAUGAUGGACUUGAUUAAGGGAUUUGCAUUUAAAAGUGCUGAGCUUCGUGUGCUGAUUCCAUUGCUUCGUAAGUUUGUCCACAGCGACAACAAGGCUCUGCAGGAGAAGGUGCUGAGCAUGGUCGAGUCGUGGGGGCCUGGAGGCAGUGUGUUUGACGUACAGCUUGAAGCCUACAACGAUUGGAUCAGCUUCAAGGACGUCCAUCUGACCAGGAUGCUCAUCGAAAGGAUAGGAAAGGUUCUGUCGAGGAGCUCGGAGGAGGCCAGAUAUUCUGCAACGGUUAUGGACCUGGCUGAGCACUGCAAGGAAAGAGCCUUCUGGGAGGAUGUUGUGCGGGCAUUUAUGAAGGGAUCGGAAAGCAUAAGGACACGGGCAGCAUUCCUGUCGUUUGUAAAUGGAAGCAGAGUUAUUUUUGAUGAGGCGCCAAAGGUGGGCGUUUCAAAGUGCUUGAAUGAGGAGGGGCGCAGCGGCCUAGACGAUGAGAUGGGAGAAAGCACGGCAAAGGCCUUGAAGAGAAGAGAGAGGGUUGUCCUGGAGUUUUUGGCGUUCUACCACGACGUUCUGAGCAGGUUUGCAGGUAUUGGCAAGCCGCAGAGCCAUGAAAUGCAGCCUUUUGACGAGGUGAGCAGAUCUGACAUUAGGGAGGGGUACAGAGUGAUAUUUGAGAUGAGCGAGCUUGGAUCUGGGCUUGGAAAGGAGAGUAUCUGCUUCAAGUGCUACGAAAUACUGUUCCACGAUAUUGAGCUGAUCUACAGCGACGUGGCAGACAGGAUCAGGAAGGUGCUGGGGGAAUAUAACGAAAUGGAGAUGAUCUACAACGGCCUGUACUCAAGAGUAAAGCAGAGGGAGGUGUACACCAUACUCGAGAAGAUAUGGAGGAGUGGGAAUAAGAAGUUGGUGAAUGACGUCAAAGAUGUUCUUGUGGAGUCUCUCCGAUCGAAGGACUAUCGGGUUAUCGACCAUGUCCGUAGGUGUCUGGAGAUUAUUCUUGUGCAAGCCUAA